Molecule: messenger RNA, 3396 nt
Organism: Chondrus crispus (carragheen)
Lineage: Eukaryota; Rhodophyta; Florideophyceae; Gigartinales; Gigartinaceae
Exons: 3
Coding region: 1-3396 (1131 amino acids)
Biological process (GO): biosynthetic process
Molecular function (GO): magnesium chelatase activity
Source: RefSeq, a predicted model, not a curated record
AUGGCCGCGACGCGCGUGGGCACGUUCGAGAUGCGCCCCGGCGCGAAGAGGAAGGGAUUGCACCCCGUGCUCAGGUCCGUGCUGCGCAAGCUCGGCCUCGUCGGCAGGGAGGAGGAUAAGCUCGCAGGGUACUUGGCCCUGCUUAAGACCGCGCCGAAGCUGCUCAAGCUUGUGCCCGGGAGCGGCGCGAGGGACUUGAGACACUGGCUUAAGGUGUAUGCGUACUGGAACGCGGGCGGGAAGCGGAACGUCGUUGAGAUGAUAAAAUAUAUCGCGGGGGAGGUGCUGGGGGUGCGCCAGGGCAGCGGGGGGGAGAUCGUGCAGGUGCCGAAUGUCGGGCUGGUGCAUCCGGAGUGGAAAGGGCAUUUCUUCGAGCAUCCGAGCGAGUACGUCGCGUGGUAUGAGGGGAGGUUUCCAGAGAGGAAGGGGUGGAGUCGGGUGGGCGUGCUGCUGUAUCGGAAACAUGUUGUGUCGGAGCUCGGAUAUAUCGACAACCUGAUCGAGUGGUUCGAGGAGGCGCGGCUGGUGCCCGUGCCCGUGUUCAUCACCGGCGUCGAGGCGCAUAUCGUCGUCCGCGACUUCUUGACGUCGACAGAGGAGGAGCGGCGGCGGGGGGGAGGAGAGAGGUUGUACGGCUCGUUCCGGAAGGGGAAGGCCGCGAGAGUGGACGCGGUCGUGUCGACCAUCGGGUUUCCGCUCGUCGGCGGGCCCGCCGGCUCCAUGGCUGGCGGCCGGAAUGCGGAUGUCGGGCAGGUUAUUCUGCGCCAGCUCAACGUCCCAUACCUUGUUGCCGCCCCGCUGCUGAUUCAGGACCUGAAGUCGUGGGAGAAGAACGGCGUGGCGGGGCUGCAGUCCGUCGUGCUAUACAGCCUGCCGGAGCUCGAUGGCGCCAUUGACACCGUGUGCAUCGGAGGUUUAGUGGGAGAGGACAUCUUCCUCAUCCGUGACCGUGUGCAGCGCUUGACGGGCCGCCUGAACAAGUGGAUAGCUCUGAGGAAGAAGCCAAACUCGGAGAAAAAAAUCGCCAUUGUGAUCUAUGGCUUCCCGCCCUCUAUCGGCGCCACGGGGACCGCCGCGCUGCUCAACGUGCCCAAAUCCUUGGCGAGCAUGCUCCGCAGGCUCAAGGCUGAGGGCUACGAUGUCGGAGACGGCGACCAGCUGUCCGCCGAGCAGCUUCUCACAUUGGUGAAGGAAAAGGACCAAGUCAUGCAAGGCGGCAAGCUCAACGCCGCAUCGGCCCGCGAGGCCCUGCAGCAGACCACGACCGUGCCGAGCAGCGACUUGAAGCGCUGGAUGUCCGCGGCGGACACGGAGCGCAUUGAAAAGUCAUGGAACGCCGACAUGGGCUCCUCCAACAACAUCAAGACGUUCGCCGAUCGCCACUUGCUCGGCGGACUGCGGCUGGGCAAUGUGUGGAUCGGUGUCCAGCCCCCGCUCGGCAUUGUCGGAGACCCCAUGCGUAUGAUGUUUGACCGCGACCUCACCCCGCAUCCGCAGUAUGCCGCGUUUUAUCGCUGGAUCGAACUCGGCCUCAUGGCGGAUGCCGCCAUCCAUGUUGGCACCCAUGGCACGUAUGAGUGGCUCCCUGGAAAUCCCUUGGGCAACUCCCGAGACAGCUGGUCGGAUAUUUUCAUCGGCGACCUUCCUAAUUUGUACGUAUAUGCGGCUAACAAUCCGAGCGAAGCGUCUCUGGCGAAGCGCAGGGGGUAUGCCACCAUCAUUUCGCACAACGUCCCGCCGUAUGGGCGCGCCGCUCUGUAUGGCCAGUUGGAACAGCUCAAAUCGCUCAUCUGGGAGUUUAAUGAGUCGAUGCAAAGCGCAGGCGCUUUGGAGCGCAGAAAGGAAAUCCGUAUCGCUAUCGAGGACAAGCUGCUCACGUCGGGGCUCAAUGUCGACCUUGGCAUUGACUUGGACAAGGCUGAAACGAUCGAUUUUAUCGCAGAUGUUUCGACCUACUUGAAGACUCUGGAGUCGCGCUUGUUCUCUUCCGGAUUGCACGUGCUCGGCCGCGCUCCUGACCCGGGCGAAGCCGUUGGUUUUGUCGAAGCGCUGUUGGGCAAUGACCCGGAGCUCAUCCCCGAGGGCGAAGCGACGGCACUUGCUCAAAGUAUUGUCGCUUCUGUUAUGGACAGGGCUGAAUUUGAUGCGAUGAGGGAUUGGCCUGACCUUAGUGCCAGUGCUUUUAAGGAUUUAGAAUUGGUCACGUCAGCCCGGGAGGUUGUGGAAAAGUUAAUGGAGACCGAGAAGGAGUUGGACAACAUGAUCCGGGGACUGAACGGAGAGUUUAUUGAGGCGCUUCCUGGAGGUGACGUUCUGCGAGACGGAGCGGGAGUGCUUCCUACCGGGUCAAACAUCCAUGCGCUGGACCCGUACCGACUUCCAUCGCAGGUUGCGUACGCAACCGGGCGUGCAAUUGCGGAGCGGGUAAUCCAAGUGCAUCGCGACGCGAAUAACGGGGAAUACCCAGAGACGAUAGCUGUUCCAUUGUGGGGUUUAGACAACAUCAAGACGAAAGGAGAGUCGGUGGGGAUUGUGCUCGGGCUCCUAGGGGCGGAACCAGUGGUAGAUGGGACGGGAAGAGUGGUGCGGUUUGAACUGAUGGACCUGGAGCGACUAGGCAGGCCACGGGUGGAUGUGCUGAUGAGCCUGAGUGGAAUCUUCCGGGACUCGUUCGAGCACGUUGUUUUUUUGCUCGACGAUGUGUGCCGGCGAGCGGCAGAUUCGGGCGAGCCGGUGGAGCAAAACUUUAUCAAGAAGCACGCAGAAAGCGUGUCGGGCGAGGACGGAGAUGAGGUGGACUCUGCGGCGCGGCUGUUCUCCAACCCGCCCGCGGACUACGGGUCGAUGGUAAGCGAGCAAGUGGCAGAGUCGUCGUGGGACGACGGGGCGGAGCUCGCGGGGACGUUUGUGAAGCGCAACGCGUACGUGUACGGGCGGGGUCGCAACGGGCAGCGCAGCGAGGCGACGUUGAAGAAGGUGCUGUCGACGACGGCGCGGGUGGUGCAGCAGAUCGACAGCGUGGAGUACGGGCUGAGCGACAUCCAGGAGUACUACGCGAACACGGGGGCGCUGCUCAAGGCGGCGCGGGUGGAGAACGAGGGGGCGCGCGUGGGGGCGUCGAUCGUGCUGCGGUUGGAGCUCCGCACGCGGCUGCUCAACCCAGAGUGGGCGCGGCGCAUGCUCGCAAACGGCAGCGGCGGGGCGUUCGAGGUGUCCACCAGGAUGACGGCGCUCGUCGGGUGGGGCGGCACGGCCGGGUUCGGCGACGACUUUGUGUUCGAGCAGGCCGCGGAGAGAUACGUGCUGGACGAGCGCAACAGGGACGUGAUCCGGAAGGCAAGCCCGGAGGCGUAUCGGUACGUGUUGCCGCGCGAGCGCGCGUGGGUGGGUGCUUGA